GGCUAUCGGCUACGCAACGGGCGGUCGUAGCACUCGUAGCGCGUGGGCUACGAUAUAAUUUAAAUUUUCUACGAAAUAUUUUCCUACCGAAUUUUUCGACAUAAGUGAAUGUUUUCAGUUAUAAUCUUUAUGUUAUGUUUUUCUGAAAAGUUUUAUGUACUCGUUUAGUGACAUUGAGUGAAAAAGUUACUUUCGCGUCGCAUUGAUUUGUUAAUUUCCUUUUUCGCACGCAACUUUUGUUUGUGUUCACAAAGUAUACAAUCUUCUGCCAAAUUGGUCAAAAAUCUAAUUUUGAACUAUGAAACGUAUUAAAUAUUUUGUUUAUAUUUAGACAAUUGAUUUUUAGUCUUUUGUACAAAGACACUUGGAAUAGAAAACUGCAAAAUUUAUGUAAAAAUGACAAACGACUCAAAUGGUGGCGUGGCCGAGCCGCAAGGACGAAGAGAAGAGAACAGCGGUUCUUGGCAGAAGAAGGACAACGAUGUCAAGAUAGAGUUUGGGUUCGGAGUGCCGCUGGGCGCCAUGGGAGCUCAUCCUGCCUUCCACUCGGCCUGGGACCUCGGAUGCUCAUCAUCUGGCUUUCACCACAUGGCCAGGAUGAUGGAUCGGAUGGUGGCGGAGAGUCUCCAGCCAUUUGGCUUCGCCAGGAUGACAGCCAGACGGUCCGGAGACACCCAGGACCCUCCCAGAGAUGGUUUACGCACAGAGAGAAGCGACGCCAGAAGAGAAAGAGCCAAAAAUCCUAAUACACAUGCUGCAAAUGGCACUCGACAUCCACAAACACAAGUUGUUAAACCAACUCACGUAACCACUUUCCAAGAGCAACCACUCGACCAAGCCAAACAGACAGAUCCCACCACAGAAAAAUGGGCGGGGACAUUACGCCGUAGGGACCCUGACAUUCAGCCAGUUCUGCCUUCCAUCAUAACCAGAAAAACCUCAUCCACGACAUCCACAGUAGGAAGCGGUAGAAAAUGUCGAUCAGUAGAACGAAUGCCCAGAACUAGGGGCAGAAAUUUAAUUCCAAUUAAACCAAUGAGAAAAACUGAUGUUCCGACAGAGGGGAUCGAUCUAACCAUUGAAGAAAAGAACGAAAAGGUUUUUGACUCCACUGGGUAUGAGCUACAUCUGGUCGAAACCUUGGAGAGGGAUAUUCUGCAGAAAAAUCCAGAUGUACGUUGGAAGGAUGUGGUUGGAUUGGAAGACGCGAAAGCAGUGUUGCAGGAAGCAGUCGUUUUGCCGCUUGUCAUGCCCGACUAUUUUAAGGGCAUCCGGCGGCCGUGGAAGGGCGUUCUCCUGACCGGGCCUCCAGGGACGGGGAAGACGUUGUUGGCCAGGGCUGUCGCGACCGAGUGUAGGACAACAUUCUUCAAUGUGUCCUCGGCCACGCUCACGUCCAAGUACAGAGGAGACUCGGAGAAGCUGGUCCGGUUGCUGUUCGAUAUGGCUUCGUUCUACGCGCCAAGCACGAUAUUCAUCGACGAAGUGGAUUCAUUAUGUGCGAUGAGAGGAGCAGACUCCGAGCACGAAGCUUCGAGGAGGUUCAAAGCAGAACUGCUCAUCCAGAUGGACGGGCUAGCUGCUGCUUUUAAUCAAGACAAGAUCAUUAUGGUCUUAGCGGCGACCAAUCAUCCAUGGGACAUCGACGAGGCAUUUCGGAGAAGAUUCGAGAAGAGAAUUUAUAUCGGUUUACCGGAUGAGGGUAUCCGGGAAAAGCUGCUCAAGUUGUGUCUCCGUGAAGUGGUGUUGGCGCCAGACGUGGACCUGGUCGAGCUGGCGACCAAGCUGGACGGCUACAGCGGCUCCGACAUCUGUAAUCUGUGCAGGGACGCGUCGAUGAUGACGAUGCGUCGGAAGAUAGCCGGCAAGACUCCGGAGCAGAUCCGUAAGUUGAAACGCACAGAGCUCGAGGCCCCGAUCUCGAAGAACGACCUCGAAGCCGCGUCAGAAAAGACCAGGCGGACAGUGACACCGGCAGACGUCGCUCGAUACACGAGCUGGAUGCAGAAGCACGGGUGCUCCUAGCGACGCGCCCGGGCGCUUCGGGCGCUUCUGCGGAGACUCAGGAACUCCCAGUGAGCAACACCUCAUACUGCCGAAGAUAAUGGUCGAUAAAUGCGUUGGCACUGAUAAGAAGAAGCGAUCGAAGAGCAAGAGGAAGUAAGGAAUUCCCUAAAUGCCACCAAACUUGAGGUUGAGGUACACAGCUCUGUUGUGAUUGGUCAAUUUGAUGUCAGUUAUCGAAUUCAAAUAAAAGUCGAGUUGUGUUGUGGACCUCACAUUCAUCUAGUAAUAACCGGUGGGAAGAAUAAACUGCGACAUGUUGAAGUCUGAGUUUGGGAUGAAUUUGAUAACAAACGGAGGAUUUGAAGACGCUUUCUGCUCGAAUGUGCCCGGGUUCGAAAUUGCUAAAAUUUGUACAAAUAGACAAUCUGAUUUUUGUGAUUUUAGACUAUUGUGGUUUGAACAAUGAAGUGUUUAUGAUAGAGGUUGGGAAUGAAGGUGAUGAUGGUGUAUUUAGAUACUUCGGUGUGUUGGUGUUGCUAUUUCGAAAGGACGAAACGGACUCAAAUUUUGGUGCAUAUUUUUUUUACUCUAGUGAGUUGCGUAAGUUUUACUCGAUUGUAUAAACUGCCAUUUAUUUUAAAGCCAUCGAGAUAAUAAUAAUGCUCCUCUUGCACAAUAAGCAAUAAUUUUAUUCAUAAUUAUGAUUAUUACUUAAAAAAAACGGUAAACGAAGUUUCCUUUAUAAAACCGAUAACUAUGUGGAGAACAUUAUCAUAUUCACACACACUGGAGUUUUCAUUGUGUUCUGUAUAAUAUACUUUUACCCGUUUCAUUAGAAAAUUACAUGUAGGAGUAUUUUUAUACACUGCUAUAUAGGUCUGUAUAUUUCAGCAUUAACUUAUUAAAAUUCGAUUAAAACUACUAAUAAACUAUUUAGAAAGUAUCUUAGCAUAGAUAUUGGAGAUUCUCGAUACAGUUGAGCUAAAUGAUUGGUGUUGUAAAAUAAUAAUGUACUUAGGUUCCUAAGAUUUUUAACGAUUUUUAAUAUAGGCUUGGCUUUCGAAGUUUUUAAGGAAUAUUUUAGAGCGACCUCGUGGUCCAUUUAGGACUUCAUCAGGAUUAUCAUCAUCAAUUAAUUUAAGAACUUUGUCUUUUCUUGUCGGUGGAGCAUUUUCCAUCUAAUUCUGUGCUCAGCCAUUGAUUUCACUUCCCUAUACGACACGACCUUUGCCUUCUCUUUUAUUUCAUCUAGGAAUGCCCUUCUUGGCUUUCCUUUUCCUCUUCUUGCUUCGAUUUUUCCUCCAAUUAGAUAUUUCAUAAAGUUGUCGUGUCGUUUAAGGUGACCAAAUAUCUUUCCCCUUCUUGUCUCUAGGAUAUAGAGUAUUAAAACUCAACGUUAUAAUCAUAUAACGUUAAUCGCUUUUUAUUUUUUAUUUAAGACUAUCAAGUCGUAAAUAAAAAAUAUAAAGCGGCUAUAGUUAUCGAAUAAAUGCUAUGAGCUAUUUGCUCGUUGUAAAUAAAAUGAUAGAACACUAUCUUUUUAUUUAAGAGUACCUAAUGAUUUUUUUUAUUAUCCUUCCUUGACCUCUUGGGGCACGAAGUCGAUUUGAAUCUUCUUAUAUAUAAAACUUCGAUACAAUGCCUUAGGGUAGAAAAACUAUGAGAUCGUGUGUGUCUCGUUUAUUACUAUGAAAUGACGACAAAUUGUGUUUUUUAUAAGAUUUUGUCAGUCUUUAUGUGAAUUUCAGUGACUUUGUUAACUGUAUUGUGCUGUUGGUAUCAUAUGUAGACAAAUUUUAAUAAAGCUCGAAGAUUAAUA
This is a messenger RNA of Plodia interpunctella (Indianmeal moth), 3826 nucleotides long. Its product is annotated as katanin p60 ATPase-containing subunit A1-like. The transcript is spliced from 9 exons. NCBI's taxonomy places the organism in Eukaryota, Metazoa, Arthropoda, Insecta, Lepidoptera, Pyralidae. Gene Ontology annotation, biological process: microtubule severing. Gene Ontology annotation, cellular component: microtubule cytoskeleton. The coding region runs from base 397 to 2025 and encodes 542 amino acids. The record is from RefSeq and is a predicted model, not a curated record. Gene Ontology annotation, molecular function: ATP binding; ATP hydrolysis activity; microtubule severing ATPase activity.